Messenger RNA from Sorghum bicolor (sorghum), 1307 nucleotides. RefSeq names its product transcription factor LAF1. The coding region runs from base 189 to 1085 and encodes 298 amino acids. The record is from RefSeq and is a predicted model, not a curated record. NCBI's taxonomy places the organism in Eukaryota, Viridiplantae, Streptophyta, Magnoliopsida, Poales, Poaceae. The transcript is spliced from 3 exons.
GCGCACAGCUAGCUCUCUGUGCUCGCACGGCAACGCAGGAGGCAGGACCGACACCACAGUAACCCCCAAUCCUCUUGCCAAGCUAGCUAGUGCUCCUUCCUUCCUCCUUCGUCCUGCUCGGAGCUCUCCGCUCCCGCGUCCUCUGCCGCGACAUUAUUUCUCCUCUGGCUGGCAACAAGCAGAUACUAAUGGGGUGCAAGGCGUGCCAGAAGCCCAAGGUGCAGUACCGCAAGGGCCUGUGGUCGCCGGAGGAGGACGAGAAGCUCCGCGACUACAUCCUCCGCUACGGCCACGGCUGCUGGAGCGCUCUGCCCCUCAAGGCUGGGCUGCAGCGCAACGGCAAGAGCUGCAGGCUGCGAUGGAUCAACUACCUGAGGCCGGGGCUGAAGCACGGCGUGUUCUCCCGGGAGGAAGAGGAGACCGUCAUGAGCCUUCACGCCAAGCUGGGCAACAAGUGGUCUCAGAUCGCACGGCAUCUGCCGGGCCGGACGGACAACGAGGUGAAGAACUACUGGAACUCGUACCUCAAGAAGCGCGUCGAGGGCGGCGCGCAGGGCAAGCACGGCGCGGCGGACCCGGCGACACCCGGCCGUUCCGACGUCCACGGGAGCCCGGACGACCCCAGCGAGAACAACGGCCAGGGGUCCGUCGUCAGCCGGCCGGCGAACUCUGACUCGUCCGAGCCGGCGGUGGAGUCGUCGUCGGCCGACGACUCCAGCUGCCUCACCGUCACCGAGCCUGCGGGCGCGCGCGCAAGCGCAACCGCCGCGGUGCGACCGCACGCGCCGGUGCUCCCGAAGGUCAUGUUCGCGGACUGGCUGGACAUGGACUACGGGACCAGCCUGGUGGCGCUGGGUCCGGACGCCGGUGUCUUCGACGUGGGCGGCCGCAGCCCGGCGCAGGGCCUGAGCCACCAGGGGUCGUCCGUGCAGGUCGACGGGCCGUCGUGCGGCGCGGUGGAUUCCCUGCACGGGCUCGGCGGCAUGUGCUGGGAGUUCGACGCGGCGGCGGAUCAGUUGGACGUGCAGGGUGGAGGAGGGUUCUGCGAUUUGCUCUCCAUGAGCGAGUUCCUUGGGAUCAACUAGGCCGUCAGAGUGUUGUUGUCCUUCUUUCCAACGGUUCAUCGCGAAGCAUUGUGUCGAAUCUGUUCCUUCCGUAGGGCAAAGUGUAAAUUGUGUGCUAUACCAAUGUACAGUUAAAUAUAGUAUAUGCAGAGCUGAGUAAAGAUGUGUGAGGAAUUGUCUCCUUUCCAGUCCACUCCAUGGCUGUGCCUCACGGCUGGUCGGAAUUGCAUGGUUUCAAGUCUA